AACAUCGUGAGCGCGUUCAAAUAGUUCAUUCGUUCCUGUCGCAGCUGCUGAAUGUGUAAGCAGGGCCAGGCUGUUGCCAGUUGUGUUCGGUCUUGUUAAUGGCCAACGCGAAUGCGGGCGGGUGUAAAAGAAAAAAAAAAAAUGCUGAGUGCAUGUUAACCGUGUGCGCAUUUUGUUUUUGUUUCCAUCUAUGCCAAGCCAGUGCGGUGCAUAGCGUGAUAAUUCGUAGGCAACUAAGCAAAAACCGAGUGAUUAUUUUGUUGUUUUUCUUUAGUUUCUAUAUGAUAUUUUUGCGUUGGAAAUAUCAAACGAAGUGAAUUCGAAAGUGUAAAUAUAGAUUAAUUCUUGAGUAUAGAACACAUAUGGCUUAUAUACGCACACUCGCCCACAUGAAAGCGCAUAUAAGAGAAAUGUUAAAAGUGCAAACAUUUUAAGGCUAUAGAAAGUGUAAAAUAAAAUCAAAUUGAUAUGCUGAAUGUCCAAUUGUCAAAAAAUGCAAGCAAGCAAGAUUUAUGUGAUAAAAGUGCAAAAUAAUAUGGGUUACAGACCCUGCGGCCAACAGCUUUAGCUGCAGCGAUAAAUAAAUGCGGAGUAAAUGAACGAAAAAUUGUUUAAAUAAGAAAAUGUAAAACCAGCAGAAAACAAGUAAUCCACUGUAAAUCAACCAAAGAAUCUACAAGUCGGUAUUUAUUAAGGAUCAUCGUGAUAAAUCUAGGAGCUAAGGACGCUACAUUAACAAACCACAUCUACAAAAUAAUUAGUAACAACACAAAUAUUUACAUAAAUUACACAAAUGACUGUCAACGGGUUGCUGGGACGAUCAGUGUUGACUGAAGGAUCUCGAUCGAAUCGACGCUCCUUGAUUUCGCUUAUAGUGGGACUGGUUGUCGGUUUCUGUCUUGCGGAAAUGUUCAUAAUGUCGUCGCCUUCGCGUCCCGAAUAUAUGCCAUAUGCCGGCCACCAACAUGGUGACGCCAACGAUGCGCACAACAGCCACGAUAUGCUGGGCGAGGAGGGGCCCGAAGCGGAUGUUGGCUCUCAUCAGCACGCAUUCGAAAAUAACAGCUUAUCGACAAAAUUAUACAACGAGGCGCGCGUGUUGUGUUGGAUCAUGACAAAUCCGAAUAAUCAUAAAGCAAAGGCGCGACAUGUGAAGCGAACGUGGGGGCGACGUUGUAAUAAGCUUGUGUUCAUGAGUUCUCAGAAGGAUGAAGAAUUAGGCUCGAUAGCAUUGCCGGUGCAGGAGGGACGCAACAAUUUAUGGGCGAAGACGAAAGAAGCGUUUAAGUACAUUCACGCUCACUACUUGGACGAGGCCGAUUGGUUCUUUAAGGCGGACGAUGACACAUACGCUGUCAUGGAAAAUAUGAGGCACAUGCUAUAUCCUUACUCGCCGGAGAGUCCCAUUUACUUUGGCUGCAAAUUCAAAAUGUUUGUGAAACAGGGUUAUAUGUCCGGUGGUGCUGGCUAUGUACUCAGUAAGGAGGCGGUACGCCGCUUUGUCGAGAAAGCCAUACCGAAUAAGAAACUCUGUAAACAAGACGGCACUGGUGCAGAAGAUGCCGAAAUUGGCAAAUGUUUGGCGAAUGUAGGUGUAACCGCUGGCGAUUCACGUGAUCAGCAUGCACGUGGCCGUUUCUUCCCAUUCGUGCCGGAACAUCAUCUAAUACCUUCGCAUGUAAAUUCAGAUUUUUGGUAUUGGAAAUAUAUUUACUACAAAACCGAUGAGGGCUUGGAUUGCUGUUCGGACACAGCCAUUUCCUUCCAUUACGUAACGCCGAACCAAAUGUAUGUCUUAGAUUAUUUGAUAUAUCAUUUGCGACCAUAUGGCAUUAUCAAUGCACCCGAACCGCUGCCCGAACGUUUGAAAGUGGGAGAAACGUUGCCACCUCCUGUAGAGCCGGCGGAGCCUGAACGUACCGAAAUAGUCUCAACAUAAAAGGAAGCUUACGCAUUAGUUCGUAUACAUAUAAGUACAUCAGUAUAAAAAAGUGUGUUAGCAUACAGAAAAGUAGAUCGU
This is a messenger RNA of Anastrepha obliqua, 2020 nucleotides long. It is a transcript of the gene C1GalTA, whose product is annotated as glycoprotein-N-acetylgalactosamine 3-beta-galactosyltransferase 1. Lineage: Eukaryota; Metazoa; Arthropoda; Insecta; Diptera; Tephritidae. Gene Ontology annotation, molecular function: N-acetylgalactosaminide beta-1,3-galactosyltransferase activity. The coding region runs from base 794 to 1939 and encodes 381 amino acids. The record is from RefSeq and is a predicted model, not a curated record. Gene Ontology annotation, cellular component: membrane. The transcript has 6 exons.